Messenger RNA from Cololabis saira (Pacific saury), 1846 nucleotides. RefSeq names its product phosphoribosyl pyrophosphate synthase-associated protein 1-like. The record is from RefSeq and is a predicted model, not a curated record. Gene Ontology annotation, molecular function: ribose phosphate diphosphokinase activity; magnesium ion binding. Lineage: Eukaryota; Metazoa; Chordata; Actinopteri; Beloniformes; Belonidae. Gene Ontology annotation, cellular component: ribose phosphate diphosphokinase complex; cytoplasm. Gene Ontology annotation, biological process: purine nucleotide biosynthetic process; 5-phosphoribose 1-diphosphate biosynthetic process. The transcript has 10 exons. The coding region runs from base 506 to 1657 and encodes 383 amino acids.
CAAUGAAAGCGUGCUCGUGGUUUUCUUCUUAGCUGCGAUGCUGCGAAGAUUUUACUGUCUAUAGUUUGUGUUUCGGCUUUAUUUGGUUGUAACGUCUCUGAGUUUUACCUGUGGUUCAUUUUUAUUUAUCUUUAUGCCAAAAAGACAACACGAAGGGCAUCUUCUGGACAUCUUAAAGAGUCUUGACUCUGUUUUAGCUCUGUUUUCCAGCUGCCGGUGGAUUUAAGGUCGUGCGGGAAUUUCCACUGUUUCUCGUAGAUUUUAAAUAACCGACACACGCGCGGUGCGUUCACGUGUCAUGUGGACCAUGUGCCCAAAGUGUCGUUAGUUUGUAAACUGAGUAAGAUUCUAGCAUUUUCCCAACAUUAUUAUGGUGUUUUUCUAAACCUAUAAUAGAUUUAAUUUUAAGUUGCACUGCUCAAACCUCCGAUCAUUUUAUCCGCGAAGGACCUUUUGACAAUUCAGUGGUAUAAUUGACCACAUCCCCCACAGAUUCCCCAGCAACAUGCCCAUAAAGCGUUUUGGGAGUCACAAGUCUUUGGUUUCUUACUCUCAAGCCACAAAGUUGUCUUAUGGUUACCCAAACAUGAACAUCUCAAGAAGUGGCUACCGUGUUUUCUCUGCAAACUCCACCACCGCCUGCACCGAGCUGGCCAAGAAGAUAACUGAACGUCUGGGCGUGGAGCUCGGCAAGUCGGUGGUUCAUCAGGAGUCAAACUCAGAAACUCGAGUGGACCUGAAAGAAUCUGUCCGUGGACAAGAUGUCUUUAUCAUCCAGACCAUUCCCAGAGACGUGAACACGGCCAUCAUGGAGCUGCUGGUCAUGUCCUACGCCCUGAAGACGUCCUGCGCCAAGAACAUCAUCGGAGUCAUCCCCUACUUCCCCUACAGCAAGCAGUGCAAGAUGAGGAAGAGGGGCUCCGUCGUCUGCAAGCUGCUCGCCUCCAUGCUGGCGAAGGCCGGUCUGACUCACAUCAUCACCAUGGACCUUCACCAGAAGGAGAUCCAGGGCUUCUUCAGCUUCCCCGUCGACAACCUGAGAGCAUCUCCGUUCCUCAUCCAGUACAUCCAGGAGGAGAUCCCGGACUACAGGAAUGCUGUCAUUGUUGCAAAGUCACCUUCGGCUGCUAAAAGAGCUCAGGCGUACGCUGAGAGGCUGCGGCUGGGACUGGUGGUGAUACACGGGGAGGCAAACCACUCCGAGUCCGACAUGGCGGACGGCCGGCAGUCCCCCCCGCUGACCCGGCCCAGCGCGGGACACACCGGCCUGGAGCUGCCCGUGAUGAUGGCGAAGGAGAAGCCACCGAUCACCGUCGUCGGAGACGUGGGAGGAAGAAUCGCCAUCAUCAUUGACGACAUCAUAGACGACGUGGAGGACUUUGUGGCGGCGGCGGAGAUCCUGAAGGAGCGCGGCGCCUACAAGAUCUACGUCAUGGCCACGCACGGCCUGCUGUCGGCCGACGCCCCGAGGCUGAUAGAGGAGUCCGCCAUCGACGAGGUGGUGGUGACGAACACGGUUCCCCACGAGGUGCAGAAGCUGCAGUGUCCAAAGAUCCAAACGGUGGACGUGAGCAUGGUGCUGGCGGAGGCAAUCCGCCGCAUCCACAACGGCGAGUCCAUGGCCUACCUGUUCCGCAACAUCACCGUGGACGACUGAAACCCGGACGGACGUUUUACAUUCCAGCGCACGACGCGGUCGCAACGCCGACACGUUUGUUUGUUUAGCCAAAGCCUCCGUUGACUGAAUGUUCCAUGUAAAUCAGGCAGCAUCGCCGCAGGAACCGAGGACGCUGCACCUGAUCCAUCACGUGCAGCUCAUCGGUCCGCCGCUGCAGAAUGUGAUAAA